AUGCAUGUUGCCCCGGCUGGCAUUGUAUUUGGGGCUCGGCUGUUUUUGCGAGUUGCUGUCGAAGCUUCUAUUCCCACCAUCUCACAGUCGAUAGCCACUGCCCGUCGCUUUGGAGUGCUGCUACUUCGGGGCCGCGAAGUAAGGCCCGCUUUCAAGAGGAACCAGCUCCACCUUGAAGCUUUUGUGCUGCUGUGGCGUCUCCAAAUGAACCAGGAGAUUCUCCGAGAUUCGAAUGUCUGGCUCCCCGGGGGCUAG
Messenger RNA from Pyricularia pennisetigena, 255 nucleotides. RefSeq lists its product as uncharacterized. Lineage: Eukaryota; Fungi; Ascomycota; Sordariomycetes; Magnaporthales; Pyriculariaceae. The transcript is spliced from 2 exons. The record is from RefSeq and is a predicted model, not a curated record. Bases 1 to 255 code for a protein of 84 amino acids.